Molecule: messenger RNA, 1533 nt
Organism: Fundulus heteroclitus (mummichog)
Lineage: Eukaryota; Metazoa; Chordata; Actinopteri; Cyprinodontiformes; Fundulidae
Product: histamine N-methyltransferase A
Exons: 7
Coding region: 127-999 (290 amino acids)
Molecular function (GO): N-methyltransferase activity
Source: RefSeq, a predicted model, not a curated record
CAAGAUCUGGCAACACUGGUAAUGACCAGCCAUCCUGGGAGGGGAGAUCUGUCACCACGCAACGUAACAGUGAAGCUGCGAUCUUGUUCCUGCUUUCCGAAAAUAAACUAAUUCAAGGGUGCAGUCAUGAGUGCAGAAGAAAAACACAAUUGUUACGAGGGCGUCUAUUUCAACCAUUUCCAGUUCUACCUGCAGAAGUCCGGCGAGCACGAAGCCAUUCUCAAGUCUCUCCAAAACCUUCUGCCCGCAGAAUUUCAAAGAAUUGGAGCGGGAAAAAGCAGCCUGGAUGUGCUCGGUGUUGGGAGUGGCGGAGGUGAGCUGGAUGCCCAGAUGCUCUCGCUUCUGCAGUCGGCGUUCCCUUCUGUUCCCAUAACGGCUGACAUCGUGGAGGGCAGCUCUGAGCUCACAGACAAAUUCAAAGCUUUGGUAGCCAAGACUCCAAACCUUGAGAAGAUCCAGUUCUCCUGGCACAUCAUGCCCAGUGAGGACUAUGAGAAGCAAGUGAAAGCAAAGGGAGACCUAAAGAAAUUUGACUUCAUACACAUGAUUCAGAUGAUCUACUAUGUAAAUAGCCUGGCUGAAAGUAUCAAGUUUCACCACAGCCUCCUGAAAACCAGUGGCAGUCUCAUGAUCGUUGUUGAGGCAGCCAACAGCGGUUGGGACAUCCUGUGGAAGACUUACAAGAAGGAGCUGUGUGUUGAAAAAGUCCAUGAGUACCGCUCAUCGGGAGAGGUCAUUGCCGCCCUUAAGGACCUGGGCCUUAAAUUUGAGGAUCACGCCGUUCCCAACAGCUUCGACAUCACAGAGUGCUUCGACCAGAGCAGCGUAACUGGAGAAAGUCUGCUUAGUUUCAUCACAGGAAGGGACCACUUCUACGAGUCCUUCACCCCGGAGGUCAGAGCAGGCAUCCUGGAGCUCCUCAAGAACAAGUGCAGCACUGAAAAAGAUGGUAGGGUGUUCUUCAACAGCAAUCUGCGCUGCAUUUUCGUUCAUGCUUAAGCGUCUUGACUAAAAUGUUCUUAAUGCGCAUUUUGUGUCAGCAAGUUUGCUCCCUUAAACUAUUACACGGUGAAUGGGUAACUUGAGCUUCUGCUCUUGAUUUCCACGGAAAACUCCCUUUUUAAAAAGCAAUUUUCCUUAAAUCCUAAGUUACUUAGAGUUUUAGAAUGUUUUGAUCAGCAGAGGGACUUUAGUAGUAUGAGCAAGAUAAUUAUUUAAAUGUAAGCUUUUGAAUCAGCAUUGUAAUAAAAAUAGAAAAGUGUCAUUAAUGUGGAAGAAGCCACUUUUGCGAUGAGCCAACAGGCAAUUAUCGCCUAACUCCCUCGAAUCUACAAGUCGUAGCAGCCGAGAUAAUUAAAAGACUAAAACAACCAAUUGUGCAUUAUCUGAUGAAAAAAGCUGAGCGUUUUGAAGCAAAGUGGGGAGAUGUAUCCCUAAGGAGUACAAGAUUAAAACUUGAGAAUUGUUCUUACAGAGUAUUGGACAUAAAGGCCAAAAAGUACUGAUUAAUAAAUUUGCUAAAUCAACAUUAAA